Molecule: messenger RNA, 1314 nt
Organism: Cotesia glomerata
Lineage: Eukaryota; Metazoa; Arthropoda; Insecta; Hymenoptera; Braconidae
Product: abscission/NoCut checkpoint regulator
Exons: 5
Coding region: 134-1081 (315 amino acids)
Biological process (GO): abscission; mitotic cytokinesis checkpoint signaling
Cellular component (GO): centrosome; cleavage furrow; midbody
Molecular function (GO): metal ion binding; phosphatidylinositol-3-phosphate binding
Source: RefSeq, a predicted model, not a curated record
GCGCUGUCGAUGAAUAAAGUGACGCAAUCCUGAACAUUAAGCCUUAAUGUGGAGUAUUUAUAUUACUUAGCUUUUUGAAUAGUUGUCUAUAAUUAUAUGUGAGUGGUAAAAAUUGAAUAAUUAACCAACUAAGAUGUCUUGCUGCGCUUGUCAGGCUAAAUUUUCAUUGUUUACACGUGAACAUGGAUGUCCUAGCUGUGGAUUUUCUUAUUGCACUAAAUGCCUCAAGUACAAAUAUAAACUGCCUGAUGACAAAAUAAAAAGUGUCUGCGGUCCUUGCUACCACCGAUUAGUUGUCACAGCUAAAAAUUACUACACCAGCAAUGAAUCUGAUGUUCCAUCAGUUAAUUCCAACAAUUCUUUGCUACCUGUGGAUAUUGAACAAAAAUUAAAUUUACUGGACAAUCCUGAGAAACCACCAAUAGUGAUGUAUAAACAAGGCCGCUGGGAUCAGUUCAAAGCUGGUCUAGAUCCAGAAGACCAAGUUCUAGUUGACAGACUGUCCAAGUUAAAGGGUCUGGAUAAACAGCAGUCAGCUCCGACCACCGAAGAGAUCCAGAGACGUCUUGCUAUCUUAAAAGACCAAAAUCCAGGCUAUAAACCACCGAUUAAUAUUUAUCAAAUGGAUACUCGGACAAACGACCAGAAAACUGAUGAUUUGAUUCAGCAGUACUUUGCAGAGCUGAAUUUAUCAAAAAGUACUUCGACAAAGGACACUGAGGAGAGACUGAAUAAAUUAAAAGACAUUGACCCGUCGUUGCCUUCAGCUUCUUCGUCGUACGCCAACGCUCCUGAUCCAGACGAGUCGCAAAUAGUCAAGAAUAUGAUCAGCAGAGCUAUUGCUGAAGCCGCUUUGGAGAAAAAAUAUGGAGAAACAAGUGAAGAGCAAAUGGAUUUAGAGAUUAAUGAUAGUUCUGAAGAAUUCUCGGAUCCUGAAGUAUCCUGUGCUAUGUGCAACAAAACGAGUGAACUUAUAAGAUGUCGAGGUUGUCAUGGGGAUUUGUACUGCAUGCCAUGCUUCAAUGAUAACCACGAUGAAUUUGAAUUAAAGGAGCACAAAAUAAUUAAGACAAACUUUUAAUACGUACCUCCCAACAAACGGAAGUUUAUUAUUUCUAUAUCUCUGUACUCUUACUGAUUAUGAUCGAUGCUUUACACUUAUGUAAUUAAAAUAAUCUAAAAUCAUGUGCUUCAAUUCUUCUAUUAUUUAUUUUUUUUCUCACGCUCAAUUUUUAAUUGUAUUUACCAAUAAACUCACUGGUAAUGAGGGAUUGUAUUUAUAUAAUGAAUAAAUUAAUUUGUUUUUUAAAAUAA